This is a messenger RNA of Xyrichtys novacula (pearly razorfish), 647 nucleotides long. Lineage: Eukaryota; Metazoa; Chordata; Actinopteri; Labriformes; Labridae. The record is from the annotation of a GenBank genome assembly.
AUGAUGCCUCAACAGCCGGACCCCUCCCUGACUUCUCACAUUCCUGGACACAAGGCACCAUCCAUGGCCUCUAGGACUUUUGGUACCACCACCAUCGACCUCUCAGACUACGAGGACAGAGAAGGCAACGAUACCUACCGAGACAUGGAUGAAAACAGCGAUUCUGAAGCCGAGGACAGUGAGGAGGAAGAGGAGGACCAGCUCGAUGCACCAUUCGGAGACCGUCAGGCCCGCUUUUUGAGUAAGUUUAAAAAAGAAUUACAAUUUAAAUCUUUGCCCACACCAGAUUCACUGCCCACUCCGGAGCCACAGCAGAGAUCCACCCCCAGGGGACAGGUUAAGACAGUGAUACCAUCCCCGAACAGAGGCUCACAGAGUUCACAAAGUUGCCCUGCACGGCCCAACUCAUGGUAAGAGGUACAUAUGAACCCAAUCCUACCAGGAGCACUCUCAAUAAAAUACUGCAAGACACCCUAGAUGUUACAGGUGCAGAGCUCAUGCGCAGCAGAGUGGAGGAGGAACUCAGACAGGAAGUGAGAGACGAAAUGCUCAGCACCAUGAGAGAUGAGAUGCAGAGGACCAUCAGAGGCUCCACCGUCAACUAUACGGAUGACACGGACGCCAGUGAAGCCACAAUGAAACAAUAA